Penicillium crustosum is the source of this 195-nucleotide messenger RNA. RefSeq lists its product as uncharacterized. Bases 1 to 195 code for a protein of 64 amino acids. The transcript has a single exon. The record is from RefSeq and is a predicted model, not a curated record. NCBI's taxonomy places the organism in Eukaryota, Fungi, Ascomycota, Eurotiomycetes, Eurotiales, Aspergillaceae.
AUGCUGACGUGUCCGACUGAAACCCCCGAGCGCAACAUCACACUGGGCUAUGGCGAAAAGCUUGGUCUUAUCAUGGGCCAAUAUGCUUUCAACGAAUGGAACAAAUACACAAGAGAUACCCGUUACAUUUUCCGGGCGCCGGAGAUUGGCGGUGCCUCCCUAUCUCGAGAGGAAAGAAAUGCCGACAGCCUUUAG